AUGCAGGGCAGCCUAGCGGAGCUCGAAACGCCGAAUGAGCACGUCACAUGGGCUGCGAAACCGUCACACCUUUCACGGUCAAUACUUGCCGGUAGGGCGACGAGCACGACCCCAACAGACGCUCUGCUCGCCCUCAUCGAUGCUUCGCCCCGUGCUUCCUUGUCGAGGCGCGCCAGGUCAGACAGCUCUGUCUCGUCCGCAUCCACGGCACGUCUGCGCGAGUCUACCGGCUCGGUCGAACAGAGCAGGAAGCGAGCCAGACCAUCGAUGGACAGACAAGCAAGUCCUACCAUCCUUCUCGACGAUGCUACGCUGCGCAAUGUCACCAAUCUCACGCGUAGAUUGGAUCGCAAGGGCAAGAGGACGAGUCAAAAGAGCGAUCUGCGGAGUCAAUCGAGCUUGCAGUCGAGCAUAUGCUCGCUCAAGCGUGCUAGGUCAUGCUCACAGACGCCAGCUAUCGAGGCUGCACCAGUCAAAUCAGACUUUAGCCUGAGAGCCGCGACGACCAGUCCGAGCGCGUUGAGCCGACUCGGCAGUCUACCAAGCAUUGCGCUCUCGAGGCAGUCCUCAAACGUGAAGCCAUGUGAGCCAGUGUCAGCGAAGGAAGAAGAGGAUGACUUUGACGAGGGCGAUUCCUUCGAGCUUGCCCUGUCGCAGAUGCCCCUCGAGCCGCCGCUGCAGGCUGCACAGACUCGGAAAGAUGAAAGUCAGAUCGACGAGCUAUUAGACGGCCUUGACUGCAACGUCUUUGCUGCCGAUUUCUCGGACUGA
Molecule: messenger RNA, 771 nt
Organism: Mixia osmundae IAM 14324
Lineage: Eukaryota; Fungi; Basidiomycota; Mixiomycetes; Mixiales; Mixiaceae
Exons: 1
Coding region: 1-771 (256 amino acids)
Source: RefSeq, a predicted model, not a curated record